Molecule: messenger RNA, 918 nt
Organism: Colletotrichum costaricense
Lineage: Eukaryota; Fungi; Ascomycota; Sordariomycetes; Glomerellales; Glomerellaceae
Product: methyltransferase domain-containing protein
Exons: 9
Coding region: 1-918 (305 amino acids)
Source: RefSeq, a predicted model, not a curated record
AUGUCCCACAACAUAAAAUCCACUUUCGCAUCCGCCAGCAUUGUGGCUGACGAGUGCAUAUAUGACACUGCAUCACAAAGCGAUGAGUCAGGACAGGGCCGCGUCGCAGCCUCGAUACUCGAAUCCAGAGUAGAGAAUGGAAGAACGUAUCACAAAUAUAAGGACGGGAAGUACUGGGCACCCAACGAUGAGCGAGAGAAAGAAAGACUCGAUCUGGUGCACAAUCUUUACCUCUUGACUUUCGACAAUAAUCUCGGAACUGCGCCGCCUAACCAACUGGACUCGGGCGUCAGACGUGUGCUCGAUGUGGGUACGGGGACGGGGAUAUGGGCGAUUGAGUUUGGCGAGGACCAUCCCGAGGCCGAUGUUUUGGGAAUUGAUUUGUCGGCUUCUCAGCCCGAAUUCGUCCCACCCAACGUUCUGUUCGAGAUUGAUGAUAUCGAGGAACCAUGGACAUUUACGAAACCCUUCGACUAUAUUCACAGCAGAAUGAUGAAGGGUAACUUCUUCCCUCGCUCGGACGAUAACAGCAUCCCGGAAGGCAGUAAGCUCAUGAAGGCUUUUGAGCUCUGCUUCGAAGCACUCGAAGUUCUUGGCUCCCCGUUCGAAGAAUUCGGGCGGUUUGAGACUCUUCUCGCAGAGGUUGGCUUUCAAGACAUCCAGGUCCAUCGCUUCAAGUGGCCUACAAACACGUGGCCCAAGCACAAGAAAUACAAGUUAUUAGGCGAGUGGAACCAUGAAAACCUGUCACCCAACCUAGACGGGCUCCUCAUGGCACCAUUAACGAGAGCUCUAAACAUGAAGCCAGCCGAGGUUUAUGUCUACGCCAUGGAGGCUCGUAGGGAACUCGCCGAUAGAACUAUUCAUGCCUACUUCGAUGUCUGGUCAAUCCAUGGACAGAAGCCCAUGUGGUGCUGA